AAAUUUUUUGACGUGUGAUGUAAACCAAUCAGAGGCAACCACGACCAAAAUCUUCUGAAGCUUGUCAGAAGUUGUUAAAACGUCUGCUAGAAUGGCAGGAAUACAAUUAACUAGGAUAUUCUUCCUUAAUUUAUCAUUAUGUGUAAUUAUUUCAUUAGCAGGGAGAGAUUUUUAUGAUAUUUUAGGUGUUAGACGAAGUGCCAGUACACAUGAAAUUAAAAAGGCUUAUAGAAAAUUAGCAAAGGAAUUGCAUCCUGAUAAAAAUAAAAAUGAUCCUGAUGCAUCGCAAAAAUUUCAGGAUCUUGGCGCUGCUUAUGAGGCACUUUCAGAUGCUGAAAAUCGUAAAUUAUACGAUAGAUGUGGUGAGGAGUGUUUGAAAAAAGAAGGUUCAAUGAAUGGUGCCGAUCCAUUUGCAAGUUUUUUUGGUGAUUUUGGUUUUCAUUUUGGUGGUGAACAACAACAACAUCAAACACCUAAGGGAGAUAAUAUUGUUAUGGAAUUAUCUGUAACACUCGAAGAAUUAUAUAGUGGUAAUUUUAUAGAGAUUACGAGAAAUAAACCUGUGAUGAAAGCAGCGAAAGGAACGAGAAAAUGUAAUUGCAGACAGGAAUUAGUAACACGUAAUUUAGGUAAUGGAAGAUUUCAAAUGAUACAACAAAAUGUAUGCUCCGAUUGUCCAAAUGUACAAUUGGUUAAUGAGGAGCGAAUUCUCGAGGUUGAAGUUGAACCCGGAAUGAUUGAUGGGCAAGAAACGAAAUUCGUUGCUGAAGGUGAACCACACAUUGAUGGAGAUCCUGGUGAUUUAAUUAUUAAGAUUCGAACACAACCUCAUGACACAUUCGAGCGAAUUGGUGACGAUUUGUAUACAAAUGUAACGAUAUCAUUGCAAGAUGCUUUAAUUGGUUUUAGUGUCGAUAUUGUUCAUUUGGAUGGUCAUAAAGUAACAAUUAAAAGAGACAAAGUAACGAAACAUGGUGCUCGAAUAAGAAAAAAGGGCGAGGGUAUGCCUAAUUAUGAAAAUAAUAAUCUUUAUGGUAAUUUGUAUAUUACAUUCGAUGUGACUUUCCCCGAUAAAGAACUUUCAGAAGAGGAUAAAGAAGCAUUUAAAAGUUUAUUGGGACAAACAUCUGAUCAUAGGAUAUACAAUGGAAUUCGAGGAGAAUAAAAUUAGAUUUAAUUAUUAAUUUUUAAUUGUGAAAGGAGAAAAACACUGCGCUAAUUGUGCGGUAAAAUCUUUGCAACAAGUGCUUCGUUCUUGUUUCUUCCUUGAAACCAGAUUUUUUUUUUUAAUAUCAGUCGUACUUUAUACUUUUUCAUUUAAAGUUUCAAAAAAAGAAACUUUUAAGGAAGUAUACAAAGACUGAUACAAUAACGUUUCUUGGAGACGUUUUUUUUUUGCAAAGGAUCAAUCGCGAGUGCAUUUAUUUGAAUUUUUAAAUUAUUAUCGAGUGUGUGAUAGUGUAAAUGUUUUUCUUUUUUUUUUUUUUUUGCCAUGUUUUUUCAUACAUGCUGUUUUAUAUUCGAGUUUAUAUGUAUAAAUAAAAGAAUUUUUAAGAUCUUGUUAGAAAAAAAAAAAAAAAUAAUAAAUUGUAUUUUCAAUUUGAAUGAAAACGUAUGUAUGAGAACUAGAUGAAAAAUAUAUCAACGAGAAAGGAGAGUUAAUUUUUGUUUUUCAAAAAAAGAAAAAAAUUGUUCCUUCUUUUUUUAAUUUCAUGAAAUUUGUUAUUAUUUUCUUAAAGUGUCCUUAUUAUAAAUGUUUGUUUCGAAUUAAUACACAAUGUAAAAAAAAAAUAUAAAAAUGAACAUAUCGUAAAUUUUAA
Leptopilina boulardi is the source of this 1820-nucleotide messenger RNA. It is a transcript of the gene shv, whose product is annotated as dnaJ homolog shv. The record is from RefSeq and is a predicted model, not a curated record. The transcript has 5 exons. NCBI's taxonomy places the organism in Eukaryota, Metazoa, Arthropoda, Insecta, Hymenoptera, Figitidae. Bases 92 to 1165 code for a protein of 357 amino acids. Gene Ontology annotation, molecular function: misfolded protein binding. Gene Ontology annotation, biological process: protein folding; protein maturation. Gene Ontology annotation, cellular component: endoplasmic reticulum.